Pantherophis guttatus is the source of this 1615-nucleotide messenger RNA. The record is from RefSeq and is a predicted model, not a curated record. Lineage: Eukaryota; Metazoa; Chordata; Lepidosauria; Squamata; Colubridae.
AUGUCGCCCCGAAAUGGCAAGCCAGAGCAAGCCAUCCCUGGGCUGCCAUUCAGGGAGGGGAAGAUCCACCAUCACCAUGUGAGCCAUCAGCUGAGGAGUGGAAUGGCCGAGCACUGGGUGAAUACUCCACUGGGCUGUGAGCUGCCAGGAAUGCCUCCGGACCUGCCGUCAGCUGAGAAGCAGAGACCAGACCAGGCUGAAACAGCUGAGCAUCGCUCAGAGGCGCUCUGCCCAUGCUCAGAGGCCGGCUGGCACAUCCCCUCCCCCGCUGAGCUCCACCCCCCCCCCACCUCCCGAGAAUACCCGAGUACCUUCCCCAACGGAGCCGACAAAAUAGCAGCCCGAGGACCCAGCAGCGGCGAGAGCAACGGCGGCAGCAUGAUGGCUCAGCUCAAGCAGUGGAUUUGGAGACAUGAAUACUGGCUACCUCCAGGAUUAACCUGGGAGGACAUGCAGGAGACAGAGGAUGCCCACUAUCCCCAACCCCAUCACCUCCUGCUCGGCCUCCCCAUCUCUCUCCUGAUGGUCGCCCUCCGGUUCUUCUUCGAAAGGAAGAUCAGCAUCCCCUUGAGCAAAAAACUAAGACUGCAAGAAAAGGUGAGGCGGAAACCUUCUCCAAACCCCAUCCUGGAAGCUUUUUACAGGAAAUGGAGAAAAAAUCCUCAACAGGAAGAAGUCAACAGCUUAGCCAAGCAGUGCGACCUCCAACCGAGGCAAGUAGAAAGGUGGUUCCGAUACCGGCUAAAUCAAGACCGGCCCAGUUUGACCAAGGAAUUCUGUGAAGCCAGCUUGGGAACAAUCUACUAUUUUCUUUCCUUCUUCAUGGGGCUGGUCAUCCUUUACAAUAAACCCUGGUUCUGGGAUAUCCGCGAAUGUUGGGUUGGGUACCCCAAGCAGCCUCUCCAGCCGAGCCUUAUUGGCUACUACCUCAUGCAGUUCUCCUUCUAUUGCUUCUUGGUCAUCUCGCUGCCCUUUGAUGACAGACAGAAGGAUUUUUAUCAGCAUAUUGUUCACCACUUUGUCACCAUCAUCCUCAUCGGUUUGUCAUACUGUCUCAAUUACAUCCGUAUCGGUUCGCUUAUCUUGUUCUUAACUGACUUUUCACAUUGUUUCCUGAUGUCCACAAAGCUGUUUAGCUGCCUGAAAUGGCGGAAAGCAUGUGACACAUCCUUCCUCCUCUUCGCGGCAGUCUUCAUGUUCAUCCAUCUGGUGAUUUUUCCUUCCAAGUACGUUUCAGGAAUUUAUGUAAAAAUGGUGGGGCUUGGAUGGCCCAAUUGCAGUGCCAUCUGGACUUUUUUUUUUUUUGUUGACACUCUGCACACCUCACAGUUUGUCAUUGCUACAAACAAAUAGGAUUAGUGUAUAUAAUAUAGCCCAUCAAACUAAGCCAGAGGUAGGAGGUUACCUCCAAGGCAGGAAACCACCUGGGUUGUAGGAGUAGACAAUGGUGCUUUUAGGAAAAUAAAGGUUGGUGAUUGCAGAAGGGGAAAGGGGGCUCUGAAGAAUUAAACAGUUGCAAAUAGCCAACAAAACAUCUUUUUGGGUAGUCCCUGUUUAGCAACUGCCUCGUUGAGCAACCGUUUGCAGUUACAACGGUGAUGUAAAUGUCUCCUGG